AUGAUUAAAUCUUCAAUUGCUCUACCUACUUUCUUCGUUGUUUUGAUUUUGGCGUUGGUCAAUUCGGUGCAUGCAUCUUCCGGUUAUGCUCCAGUUGCUAUCACUUUGCCUGCAUUCAGCAAAGAAUGCCUCUACUACGAUAUGGCUUCCGAAGACGACUCUCUGGCCGUGGGUUACCAAGUCCUGACUGGUGGUAAUUUCGAGAUCGAUUUUGACAUCACUGCUCCUGACGGAUCUGUGAUUACUAGCGAAAGGCAAAAGAAAUAUUCCGAUUUCCUAGUAAAAUCAUUUGGCGUGGGCCAGUACAGCUUUUGCUUCUCCAAUAACUACGGUACAGCUUUGAAAAAAGUCGAAAUUACGUUAGAGAUGGAGAAAUCACUGACUGAUGCAUCCGCACCUGAAAUGAACAAUGAUGAUAUUAUUGCCAACAAUGCUGUAGAGGAAAUCGACAGAAACUUGAACAGGAUAACCAAGGCCCUAAAUUAUUUGAGAGCUAGAGAAUGGAGAAACAUGUCUACCGUCAACUCGACCGAAUCGAGAUUGACAUGGUUGUCUAUACUGAUUAUGAUCGUCGUCGUCGUUAUAAGUGUUGCUCAAGUCCUACUCAUCCAAUUUCUCUUCACUGGUCGUCAAAAAAAUUACGUCUAA
Molecule: messenger RNA, 648 nt
Organism: Saccharomyces eubayanus
Lineage: Eukaryota; Fungi; Ascomycota; Saccharomycetes; Saccharomycetales; Saccharomycetaceae
Gene: ERP2
Product: Erp2p
Exons: 1
Coding region: 1-648 (215 amino acids)
Biological process (GO): endoplasmic reticulum to Golgi vesicle-mediated transport; intracellular protein transport; Golgi organization
Cellular component (GO): Golgi apparatus; endoplasmic reticulum; endoplasmic reticulum-Golgi intermediate compartment
Source: RefSeq, a predicted model, not a curated record